GAAGAAAGUGGAUUUCAUAUUUCCGUUAAAAACAUUACCCAAAGCAUGUUAGAAAAACAAAAAACAAAAACAAAAGUCAAGGAUACUUCUUCAAUAAAGAAGUUCGAAUUUACGUUAUACAAUAUUAAGGAUGUUAGUAAAUCUAUUGAUACAUUUUCAUGUAAAGAUAUAGUUUAUUAUAAACGAUGUUGUUAUUCUUUAGCAAUAUCUAAUCGUAUAAACAGUGAUAAAGAACGUCUUGUUGCUUUAUCUUGUUUUGAUGAACGUGAAAUGCUUUACGAAAAACCUAAUCAAAUGUAUGGUAAUGACGAAGAAAAUUGGGAAAAUAAACCUCAAAAUAGUGAUGUUAAAAUACAACUAUUAAAAGAUAAAACAGUAAUCAUAGUAGUUAAUACAUCAGGAAUCUACAAACGAACCUUAAAUAAUGAUAAAAUUAUAUUUAAACAAACAUUUUUAAAUGCAUCAUUUGACAAGAUUGAAAAAUUCCAAUUACCUCAACAACUUUUAAUUAGCCUUUUACGUGAGAAAAAAAAUGCAAAUGUAUCAAAUGCAUUAGACCUCUUACAUACGAGUAUCAUUAAAAGUUAUUUUAUGGUACAUUCAUUUAGAAAUCGGCACAAUAUCAUUGAAAUGUAUAGUUUAAUUACUGGUGAUCUAGAGAUGUUAUUUGAACGUCAUGAAUCUUCAGCAGCUCCCAACGUAAUUCGUAGUUCUCCAAUCUUUGCCAUCUCUCAGAAUGAAGAAAUUUUAGCAUUUUGUCGGGGAACCACCAGCAUUACGUUAUUCUUAAUAGAAAAUGGUUUAGAAAUUACCACCAAACAAUUAGAAGGUCGCAGAGGAAGAAUUUAUAAAAUUGUGACUAUAGAAUUUAUUGAUAAUGAUAGUAAACUUUUAAUAGCUCUUGAAGAAGAAACCGAAAAUUUAUCAG
Diversispora eburnea is the source of this 928-nucleotide messenger RNA. The record is from the annotation of a GenBank genome assembly. Lineage: Eukaryota; Fungi; Glomeromycota; Glomeromycetes; Diversisporales; Diversisporaceae.